This is a messenger RNA of Pelobates cultripes (western spadefoot toad), 1200 nucleotides long. The record is from the annotation of a GenBank genome assembly. Lineage: Eukaryota; Metazoa; Chordata; Amphibia; Anura; Pelobatidae.
AUGAAGUUGGUGUCUAUGAUAAAAGGAGGGUGCAGGAAAGGAAUGAAGUUUGGUGUCUAUGAUAAAAGGAGGGUACAGGAAAGGAAUGAAGUUGGUGUCGGUGAUAAAAGAAGGGUACAGGAAAGGAAUGAAGUUGGUGUCGGUGAUAAAAGAAGGGUGCAGGAAAGGAAUGAAGUUGGUGUCUAUGAUAAAAGAAGGGUACAGGAAAGGAAUGAAGUUGGUGUCGGUGAUAAAAGAAGGGUACAGGAAAGGAAUGAAGUUGGUGUCUAUGAUAAAAGAAGGGUGCAGGAAAGGAAUGAAGUUGGUGUCUAUGAUAAAAGAAGGGUGCAGGAAAGGAAUGAAGUUGGUGUCUAUGAUAAAAGGAGGGUGCAGGAAAGGAAUGAAGUUGGUGUCUAUGAUAAAAGGAGGGUGCAGGAAAGGAAUGAAGUUGGUGUCUAUGAUAAAAGAAGGGUACAGGAAAGGAAUGAAGUUGGUGUCUAUGAUAAAAGGAGGGUGCAGGAAAGGAAUGAAGUUGGUGUCUAUGAUAAAAGGAGGGUGCAGGAAAGGAAUGAAGUUGGUGUCUAUGAUAAAAGGAUGGUGCAGGAAAGGAAUGAAGUUGGUGUCUAUGAUAAAAGGAGGGUGCAGGAAAGGAAUGAAGUUGGUGUCUAUGAUAAAAGAAGGGUGCAGGAAAGGAAUGAAGUUGGUGUCUAUGAUAAAAGGAGGGUGCAGGAAAGGAAUGAAGUUGGUGUCUAUGAUAAAAGGAGGGUGCAGGAAAGGAAUGAAGUUGGUGUCUAUGAUAAAAGAAGGGUGCAGGAAAGGAAGGGAGUUGGUGUCUGUGAUAAAAGAAGGGUGCAGGAAAGGAAUGAAGUUGGUGUCUAUGAUAAAAGAAGUAUGCAGGAAAGGAAUGAAGUUGGUGUCUAUGAUAAAAGAAGGGUGCAGGAAAGGAAUGAAGUUGGUGUCUAUGAUAAAAGGAUGGUGCAGGAAAGAAAUGAAGUUGGUGUCUAUGAUAAAAGGAGGGUGCAGGAAAGGAAUGAAGUUGGUGUCUAUGAUAAAAGGAGGGUGCAGGAAAGGAAUGAAGUUGGUGUCUAUGAUAAAAGGAGGGUGCAGGAAAGGAAUGAAGUUGGUGUCUAUGAUAAAAGGAUGGUGCAGGAAAGAAAUGAAGUUGGUGUCUAUGAUGAAAGCAUGCAGUACUUGGAAAAGGAGCCUACGAUGGAGGGAUGA